Adineta ricciae is the source of this 2604-nucleotide messenger RNA. Lineage: Eukaryota; Metazoa; Rotifera; Eurotatoria; Adinetida; Adinetidae. The record is from the annotation of a GenBank genome assembly.
AUGAAUGGUACUAAAUCGACUCCAUCGAACAGCGGUCCGUUGAUCAGUGCAGACCUAAUAGGUCAUAUCAGACCUCGAACAACAGAAAAUACUCUUGCAACUCCAACGGACCCAGCCGUUCUUCAACGGAUCAAUAUUCGACGAGCACAAAAUACUGUUCUCAUCUGGUUGGAUAACCAUAUGGACGAGGAUAGUUUAGAGUAUGAAAACACUGUUAGCCGAUUGCAGCUGGUGGUGAACGACGUUGAGACAUUUAAAAGUGACAAUCUUUGCAUCGAGUUUCUUCAAGGUCUUGAAAACAGCAAAGCAUGCAUGAUCAUCGAAGGCACACUCAGUCAACACGUUGUAUCUCAAGUACACGAUUUGACUCAAGUCGAUUCGAUCUUCAUCUUUUCAGACGACCAGAAACGACUUAAACAUUGGGCUGAACAGUGGCCAAAAAUAAAAGGUAUCUGUGCCGAUAUCGUGCUGAUCUCUAAAAUGAUCAAACAAAUUGCUCAACAAGUUGAACACAAUGCCAUGUCGAUGAGUUUCGUGUCAAGUGACAAACGCUUAGAUCAAUUGAAUCCAACUUUCAUGUACAUUCAGAUUAUCAAGGAAAUCAUUCUCACUAUUGAAUUCGAUUCGACUUAUCGACGGAAUUAUAUUGAGUUUUGCCGAGAGAUUUUCGAUGGGAAUAAAGCUGAAUCUUCAUGCGUCGACGAAUUUGAACACACGUACAAAAAGGAGAAAGCCAUAUGGUGGUACACGUACCAAUGUUUUCUAUAUCCGAUGUUGAACAAGGCUUUGCAAGCGAUGGAUGGCGAUAUGAUUAUCAAGAUGGGAUUUUUCAUCAAAGAUCUUCAUCAGCAAAUCGAGCAGCUUUAUCUAGACCAGUUCGUUUAUCAAACGUCGCCGAAAACAUUUACUGUCUUUCGUGGUCAAGGCAUCUCGCAGGUCGACUUCGAACAGAUGCUACAAAGCAAAGGCGGCUUGAUUUCAUUUAAUAAUUUCCUAUCUACUAGUUACAAUCGAGAAACGGCGAUUAACUUCGCACCUUCAACCGGAACUAGAUCAGGAAAUGUAGGAAUUUUGUUCAUUAUGGAAAUCAAUCCGGUACGAUCCAACACGCCAUUUGCAUCGAUCGCCAGUGUUAGUGCUCAUGCUAAAGAAGACGAAGUUUUAUUUUCGAUGAACGCAGUCUUUCGUAUCAAAGACAUACAAGAAAUGUCGGACGACAGUCAUUUAUAUGAAGUUCAUCUGAGUCUCACGAGUGACAACGAUCCAGAAUUGUUCGAAUUGGCAUGUUACAUUCGCCGAGAAAGUCUUCCCGGCAACGAACCAUGGUAUCGGCUGGGAGCGUUGCUUCUACGAAGGGGCCAAGCUGAAAAGGCGGAAGAAAUCUAUGAGGACCUGUUGAAGCAAAAGUCCGACGAUAAUGAAAAAGCAUCCAUUUACGAUCGACUCAGCUUGGCCAAAUAUGGGCAAGGAAAAUAUCAAGAUACAAUCGAAAUCUGUAAGAAGCUGAUCUCGAUUUAUCAGAAGACUUCCUCGUCGGAAUCUGUCAGUCUGGCUAAUCUGUAUAACCGAAUGGGCAGUGCGUAUCUUCGUAUAGGAAACUAUUCCAAUGCUCUCAAAGUUCAUCAGGAUGCUUUACGAAUUCUCAAACAGGCAAUUGGCUCAUCUCAUCCGGAAAUCGCGAAAUCGUACAAUAAUAUUGGUAUGGCACUCUAUAAUAUGAGUGAGUACGCCAAAGCUCUUCAAUCGCAUCAGAAAGCCGUAGAGAUCAAUGAAGAAUUACUUCCAUCGAAUCAUCCAGAUUUAGCUUCCACAUACAAUAACAUCGGUAGUGUAUACCAGAGUAUCGGCGAAUUCGAAAAAGCACUCUCCUACUAUGAAAAAGACCUUAGCAUUAGCCAACAGUCCCUGCCACCUAACCAUCCUGAUUUGGCCUCGACGUACAAUAAUAUUGGAAGCGCUCAUCAAAGUAUGGGGGAUUAUGCCAAAGCACUUUCGUACUACGAAAAAGAUCUUGCUAUUUGCCAGCAGUCCUUAUCGUCUAACCAUCCCGACCUAGCCAAGUCGCUCAAUAACAUCGGCAGUGUCUAUCGUCAUAUGGGCGAGUACACAAUAGCACUUACGUAUCACGAAAAGGCUUUGAAAAUUUACGAACAAGCACUCAAUGCUGAUCAUCCUGAUUUUGCAUCGUGUUACAACUAUAUUGGUAAUGUAUUUCGCAGUAUCGGCGAUCUCCAAAAAGCAUUGUCAUAUUAUCAGAAAGCUUUGCUCAUUAUCGAGCAAUCACUUCUGCCUAAUCAUCCUGAUUUAGCUUCUACUCAUAACAAUAUUGGCAACGUCUAUUGUAGUAUGGGUAAGCACGAUAAAGCGCUGCUGUCUCAUGAGAAAGCCUUGGCCAUUCGUCAACAAUCGUUUCCGCCGAAUCAUCCCGACAUAGCCUGUUCUUACACUAACAUUGCUGCAGUAUACGAAACCAUGCGUGACUAUACCAAAGCACGUUUAUUCUACGAACGUGCUCUGCGGGUUGCGGAACAUUCGCCGUGUAUCAAACAAGAGAAUCUUCAAGUAUACAAAGAUAAUUUGGCUCGUGCGAAAAGAAAAGCUUGA